AGCAGGCUGGGCUAGUGUCGCGGAGGGAUACAUAGUCCCCAUUCUCACCACCACGGCGACACACCUCCAUCCCGCUGGAAACUCCAUCUAAGGAACGAGCACACUCGUUCUCUAGUUCAUAGACAAUCAGCCCAGAUCCAUCGAACAUGGCCGAUCAACUAACAGAAGAACAGAUUGCAGAGUUCAAGGAGGCGUUCUCCUUAUUCGACAAGGAUGGCGACGGCACCAUCACGACCAAAGAGCUGGGCACCGUGAUGAGGUCGCUGGGACAGAACCCCACAGAGGCGGAGCUGCAGGACAUGAUCAAUGAGGUCGACGCCGACGGCAAUGGCACCAUUGACUUCCCGGAGUUCCUGACCAUGAUGGCCAGAAAAAUGAAGGACACAGACAGUGAGGAGGAGAUCCGUGAAGCCUUCAGGGUAUUCGACAAGGACGGAAACGGCUACAUCAGCGCAGCAGAACUCCGUCACGUCAUGACAAACCUGGGGGAGAAGUUAACAGACGAGGAGGUAGACGAGAUGAUCAGAGAAGCAGACAUUGACGGAGACGGACAGGUCAACUAUGAAGAGUUUGUACAGAUGAUGACUGCAAAGUGAAGCUCGGCCAACCUGCCUUGUCCCCUUGUAGAAGACGAUAAAAAAAAGAUCACAAAAGUUUUACUUACCUCUUGGGAAAAAAAAAUGUUCAUUUAUCCAUACUGUUUCUGUAUAGAAAAUAAUUGAAUGUUAAAAUAAAAUAUCCCUCUGUCCAUCUACACAGAGAAAACAAAAAUCUACAAAAAAUAUCUGCAUGAUAUGGUUAGUGACCCUCCCCCCCAAAUAAGAUGAGUUUAGCAUCAGUACUUCAAAGACGCAUAUAACAACCUUGUAGUAAUUACCUUCAAACUGAAGCAAGGCAUUUGGAACCCCUUCCAAGUUCCAUCCAUUUGCUGGUGAUGUUUGGGCUGGCCAUCUCUCUUUAUCUGUCUCUCUCUCUCUCUCUCUUUCCUGUUCUUCAUGCAUGCAGCUUGUGACUGGAGCACUCCCUCCAGCCAAUCCGAGCGUGCUGAUUCCACAGGGGGUGUCGUUGGUAUGGUGUCGUUGGUUUGGUACAGUUUUUUUUGUAUUUGGAGAGGAACCCUAGUGAUAUGGUAUAUGAAAGGAUAGGUUUAUAAUUCAAGCUGAAAGUGGAAUGGAACUUACUUGUAUGUUAGAUAAAGUACAUUUUCAAAAUGUUUGGCAUGUUUUUUUGUUUGUUUGUUUUUUACGUUAUUUGGACGGCCAUCUUAGGUAUUUGUGUGUCCCUGCCCUGAAGAGGAGGGAUAUAAAAAGUCUUACGGUGGAGCUUUGUUUUGUUUGCUGAGAUGGAGUGUUCCUCUUUCUGACAUUAAGGGAGAUUCACUGGCCUUCACGUUUUUUUCUUUCUUCCGUUUCCUCGACUCGGACAAGAGUGUGGUGGAGUUGUUGUGUACUUUGUAUAUGCAGUAUGCAUUCUGUAGGUAAGAGUUGCAGCACACGAGUCUUUUCAACUGUUCAUCUGAGUUCAGUUUACAUUCAUUCCAAGUUGUAAAUGCUAGUCUUUCAUUUUUUUUUUUUUUCAAAUAAAAAAAAAAGACCAUGAACUUAA
Molecule: messenger RNA, 1605 nt
Organism: Oncorhynchus tshawytscha (Chinook salmon)
Lineage: Eukaryota; Metazoa; Chordata; Actinopteri; Salmoniformes; Salmonidae
Product: calmodulin-1
Exons: 6
Coding region: 147-596 (149 amino acids)
Molecular function (GO): calcium ion binding
Source: RefSeq, a predicted model, not a curated record